Gopherus evgoodei (Goodes thornscrub tortoise) is the source of this 8306-nucleotide messenger RNA. It is a transcript of the gene PPL, whose product is annotated as periplakin. The transcript has 22 exons. Gene Ontology annotation, biological process: wound healing; intermediate filament cytoskeleton organization. The record is from RefSeq and is a predicted model, not a curated record. Gene Ontology annotation, molecular function: structural molecule activity; cadherin binding. Gene Ontology annotation, cellular component: membrane; cytoplasm; intermediate filament. Lineage: Eukaryota; Metazoa; Chordata; Testudines; Testudinidae. Bases 183 to 5453 code for a protein of 1756 amino acids.
CUCACACCCCUGGAGUAGUGACAGAGCAGGACUGGAGGCAGCUGCAAGUUUCCCUAUUCCUUCCUUCCCGAGAAGUGCACUGUACCUGAAGGAUCUAGCAGCAACCUCCUUUAGCCAGCUGGGGAAGGAGCUGGCAGCCAGCAUUUUGCACUGAGGCAGCUGCUAGCACCAGGGAAACCACGAUGAACUCUCUCUUCAGGAAAAGAAACAAAGGGAAAUACAGCCCCUCGGCACAGAAGAAGAGCAUCUCCAGCAAGGAGCUGUCAGAGCUCAUCGAGCGACUGCAGAAAAAUGCCGACCAGGUGGAAAAAAACAUUGUAGAAGCUGACUCCCGAAUGCAGAAUGACUUACACAAGCUCAAGGCCGGCCAGCCUGCUCAAUACAAGGACCACACAGCAAGUAAACUGACCGAGUCGGAUAAACUCCUCUAUGUUCUGGAUGGGGAUGCAGCAAUUGCCAGGCACAUGAAACACCCACAGGGUGACAUGAUCACAGAAGACAUCCGGCAGCUGAAAGAGCGCGUGGCAAACCUGCGUGCGAAACACGACCAGAUCUACAACUUCACUCCGCAGGACGUGGAGCCGCAGGUCAACUGGUCCAAGGUGAUCGACGAGAAACAGGAAACGUUGAACAGCCAAGGCUUUGGGACCGACCUGCCGCUAGUCAACAGCCAAGUGGAAGAGCACAACAUCUUCCACAAUGAGGUGAUGGCCAUCAGGCCACAUAUCAGCAAGGAACGGGACAAGGAAUAUAUGAGCAGCCUCCAGGUGAAAUACCAGAAGCUGCUGUCAGGGUCCCAGCAGCGGCAGCAGGAUUUGAACUCCCUGCAGGAUUACAUGCAGCGCUGCACAAACAAGCUCUACUGGCUGGAUCAGCAGGCCAAGGACAGAAUGCAUUAUGACUGGAGUGACCGCAACCUGGACUACCCCAGCCGGCGCCGCCAGUACGAGAACUUCAUCAAUCGCAAUCUAGAAGAGAGAGAGGAGGCUGUCAACAAACUGCAUGCGGAGGGAGACCACCUACUAGCCCAAAACCACCCUGGGAAGAACCCUAUUGAGGCUCACAUGGAGGCUGUCCAUGCUGACUGGAAGGAAUAUCUCAACUUGCUGAUCUGUGAGGAAAGCCAUCUGAAAUUCAUGGAGGACUAUCACCAGUUCCAGAAGAAUGCUACGGAUGCCCAGGAGCUGUUGAAGAAGGUGGACACAGACCUGGACCAGAAAUACAACCCUGACUUCAAGGACAGUUACCAGCUAGAGUCACUUCUCAGGGAGCUGGAUGACCAGGAGAAGGCCCUGGACAAGUAUGAGGCAGUGGUGAAGUCCCUGCAGACGCACAGCCUGCAAGUGCUGCCUCUGAAGUACCGCCGGGAGAGCCCGCUCAAGCCCAUACCUGUGGAGGCACUCUGUGACUACGAAGGCGAGGAGGGCCAGGUUACCCGUGGAGCCCGAUACACCCUGACUAAGAACAACGGUGACAUCUGGGAUGUAACAGACAACUCAGGAAACAAGAUCCAUGUCCCAGGGGUCUGCUUCAUGAUUCCUCCCACAGACCCCGAAGCGCUAGCUCUCACGGACAACAUUGCCAGUCAGUAUCAGAGUGUGAAGCAGAAGACAGCCAGCAGCAAGAAUGCACUACAGCAACGCUAUGAAGGGCUGAAGGCUGACGGUGUUGGAGAUGCUGCAUCCAUACAGGUGCGCCAGCUGCUAGCAGGAUUAGACAAAGUGAACAGCGAACUAGACAAGCAGGAGAAGGCAAUAACAGCAAACUUACGCCCCCCGUUGGAGCACAGCCGGGCAGUGCAGGACAGUGCUGAGCGCUCAAAGGACCUUAAGAACAUCUCCAAUGAGGUCCGCUGCAUCGAGCCUGAGAAAGCAAAGAAGAUCCAGGAGUGUGAGGCCUUUAUUGACACAGUACCCAACACUGGCAGUGCCGCCUUGGUGAGGAACAAGGUAGAGGACACUAAGAAGAAGUACGACCAAGUGGUCCAGCUGCUCAGUGCUGCCCAGGAAAAGGUGGAUGUGUCCAAUCGCCUUGAGAAGAGCCUUCAGCAAGGCAGAGACCUGCUGUCUGCAUAUGAAAACAAACUAGUGAUAGAGGAUACUGUGCCAGAGGACUUGGGGACCCUAGAUCAUAAGAAAGAGGAGCUCUUGGCCAUGGGCAUAGAACUGCAGUCCAAGAGGUCUCUGCUUAAUGAGGCAGAGCAGAAUUUGAAAAAAACAAAGAAAUGCUCCAGCACCCUUGCCAGCCGCUUUCAGGAGCACUGCCCCGACCUCGAACGUCAGGAAGCUGAGCUCCACAAACUCAACCAGCGCUUCAACAACCUCAGCAAGCAAAUUGAUCACAGAUCUCAAACCCUGCAGAAAGCAAAAUCAUCCUAUUCCACCUAUCGCUCCGGCUACAAUGAAGUCAACCAGUUCCUUUGUAACAUUCCGAACUAUGAGCCACAGGAGACGGACAACAUCCAACAAGUGGAAACGAAGCUGAAGAACCAAAUGACGCUGCUGGGUGAUAUUGCACGAAAGGAGCAGGAGGUACAGAAAGUCUCUGCUGAUGCCCGGCGGUACCAGCAGGCAGUAAAGGACUAUGAACUGGAAGCAGAGAAGUUACGAUCCAUUCUUGACAUGGAAAAUGGACGGAAUGGCUACAUGAACAAGAGACCCAGAUUCCAGUCUCCAGCUGCCAAAGUGAAAGAAGAGGAAGCAAUUCUGGCUGCUAAAUUCACUGAAGUUAAUGCUGUCAAUAAACAGAGGCUGCAGAACCUGGAAUUUGCCCAGAAUCUCCUGAGGCAGCAGCCAGAGGUACAAGUGAUGCAGGAGUCUGUCCAGACUAGCAAGUCUGAGAGGCCGCAGGAGGAAGUCUGGAAAAUAAUGAAAGAGUUGGAUGACGAGAGUCAGCGUCGACAGCAGCUAGAGGGGGAGAUCAAAACCAUCCAGAACGACAUCCUCCAUCUACAGAAACAGAAGCCCCAGGAAACUGUGCUGAAGAAGGAACUGCUGAAGAAAGUGCCUGACCCUCAGCUGGAUGAGAGCUACCAGAAAAUGCAGCAGAGCCUGGCAGAAGAGGAACGCAAGAACCAGGUGCUACAGGAUGAGCUGGAGGCCCUAAAUCUGAAACUGCGAGCCUUAGAGCACGAGAAGAAGGAAGGGGGCCAGGAGUAUAUCGUUAAGGAAGUCCUGCGUAUUGAGCAGGACAAGGCACAAGCAGAUGAAAUCCUGAAAUUGAAAGAAGAGCUGGAGGACCUCAAGAGGCAGGAAGGAGUCAGAGAAAAUGAGGUCACCCUCCUGCGCCACCAAAUCACCAUGCUAUCUGAUGAGAAGAACAAGGAGCAGGAGAAGGUUACUGAGAAGGAGGUGGUGAAGCUGCAGAAUGACCCCCAGCUGGAGGCGGAAUUCCGGAUGCUGCAGGAGAACAAGGAAAAGGAGAGCACCCUGAGGCAGAAGCAAGAGGAGGAGCUCAGCUACCUGCAGGACAAGAUGAAACGGCUAGAGAAGGAGCGGGCCAUUGCAGAAGGCAAGAUCACAGUCAAGGAGGUGCUGAAGGUGGAGAAAGACCUGGCAACAGAGAGGAAGGUAAACGAGCUGCGACGCCAGUAUGAAGACGAGAAGUCCAAGGGCCGUUCCAAUGAGAGGGAGAAGGCUGAGCUGCUCAGAAAGAUCCAGAUCCUGGAGGAGGAGAAUGCUAAGGUGGUUGUCCAAGAAAAAGUACGUGAGAUAAUGCGCCCAGAUCCCAAGGCUGAAAACGAAGUGGCCAACCUUCGUCUGGAGCUGGUAGAGCAGGAGAGGCGAUACCGAGGUGGGGAAGAGCAGCUGAAGAGCUGCCAGAAUGAGCUGGCUUACCUGAGGAACAGAAGUGGCCAGGUGGAGGUGAAAGAAAUAAUCAAGGAGGUCAUUAAGUACAAGACUGAUCCUGAGACCGAGAAGGAAUUGCGGAGACUCCGGGAAGAAAUUGUAGACAGGACCCGAGCAAUUGAGAGAGCUGAUUUGGAGAUCUACCAGCUGAAGCAAGAGAUUAAGACCUUGAAAGACACCAAACCUCAAGUGCAGAUGAAGGAAGUCGUCCAAGAGAUACUGCAGUACCGGGAAGACCCCAAGACCAGGGAGGAAGUGGAGUCCCUGAGAACACAGCUAGCAGAAGAACAAAAGAAGCACAUUGACUUGGAGAGGGAGAGGCUGCUCCAGGAGGAGAAGAUUAGACAGAAAGAGGAGGAACUCUCACAAGUGAAAGAGAAAGUGGUCCAGCAGGAAGUGGUGAAGUUUGAGCAAGAUCCUGCCUUGAAAGCAGAGAUCAACUGCUUCUCUCAGAGCAUUGAGAGUGAGCUGAAACAGAUAGACUCCCUGCGGGAGGAGCUGCGCAAGCUGCAACGGAAGAGAUCUGAGCUGGAGCGCCAGCUGGAGGAGCUCGAGAAAGAGAGGCAUGCCCGCAGAGAGGCCGAACUUGAGGUGCAGAGGCUGAAGGUCAGACUGAACGAGCUGGAACAGCAGGAGAGGGAGACAACAGAGAGAGUAACCGUGAAACAGAAAGUGAUCCUCCAGCAAGACCCGCAGCAAGAGAAAGAACACUCUCUCCUCAAGCUGGAGCUGGAGGAAGAGAAACACCGAAGGCAAGUCCUGCAGGCUGAGCUGGAAGCCCUGAGGAAGAAGCUCCUCACACUGGAGAAGAUGGAGGUCAAGGAGAAAGUAGUCUUUUCAGAGAGCAUCCAAGUGGACAAAGGGGACACCGAAUAUGAGAUUCAAAAGCUGAAGAGCAACCUGGAGGAGGAGAGUCGGCGAAAGAGGGAGCUGGAUGCAGAUGUCAACCACCUCGAGGCCAAACUAUCUGAGGUGGAGUUCAACAAUUCCAAAUCCUCCAAGGAGCUAGAUUUCUUGAGAGAGGAAAACCACAAGCUCCACCUAGAAAAGCAGAAUCUUCUGUUGGAAACAAGGAGGCUACAGUCCGAGAUUGAGCUCACAGCAACGGAAGCUCGGGAUUUACGGAACAUGACCCAGACUGACAGUGGGGCGAAUCUGGACUCCAGAUUCCAGGCCUUGGAGAGAGAGCUGGAAGAUCUCAAGAAGUUAUCCAGAGAAAAAGAUGCAGAGAUUGAGCAACUUCAGAACCGCCUCAAGACAGUGGCCAUCAAGAGAGAACAGAGAGAGAACCACUUGCGGCGCUCCAUUGUGGUCAUAGACCCUGACACCGGCAGAGAGAUGUCGCCAGAGGAAGCUCAUAAACUUGGCCUCAUUGAAUGGAGCUUGUUUGUCAAGCUGAAGAGCCAGGAAUGCGACUGGGAAGAGAUCUCAAUAAAGGGACCUACUGGGGAGUCCUCUGUGAUCCUCGACAGGAAGUCUGGCCAAGAAUUCUCCAUUGAGGAUGCCUUAAAGAGUGGAAAGUUAAGCAUGGCUCAGUACAAUCGUUACCUGAACAAGGAGAUGUCCAUCCAAGAGCUGGCGGUACUGGUGUCUGGAAAGAAGUAGUUACAAUGUUCCCUCCACUCUAUAUUGAAAAUUUUCUUAAGCAGCUUGCUCAGAGCGGCGCUUGUUACAAUUCCAGAAUGCUGCAAUCCUUUGUGUCUUCCAAAAUGCUAUAGCCUUUGCACAGUCCAACAUGAGGCUGCCAUGAAGUCAUGCUGCUUGCUGCAUCCAUUGCAUAAGAGCACUGCCAUGCCAGAGGUGGAAAAUGCAUUUGUCAACAUUACAUUAACCUUUCUUCCCCACUACAACCUUACCUAAGUACUCACGCCAACAGAAAACAAACAAAAAAUCAUCUUCUGAUGUUGUUUAUUAAUGUGCUCUCAAAUUUAGCAACUGAAAAAAGGCUGCACAUUCCUUUUUUAUUUUUAUGUCAAAUACGUACUUCUCUCUAGAGGAUACUGCAAAGCUGUAUAUAGAACCACUGGAAAGAGACAAAAGGUCAAGACGACCCAGAACAGUAGAGGGAGCCUCGUAAGCCACUCACUUGUAUGAAAAUCUAGGGAGAUACUUUCAUUAUGUAGUUGAAUGAAUGGUGGUAUUGUCAUCUGAGAAAGGCAGUUAAGUGCACAAAAAAUGAAAUUUACAUCUUCACAGUCAUGAUACUCAAAUCUAAUCAAAGUUGAUUCAGACAUACUUCUAUCACCUCAGUGCCUCUAAUGCCAAAGGAGUGGGGGACAAAAAGAAUUGUAAUUUGAUACAGUAAUUCCUAGAUUAAAAGGAGGUAUUUUCAUAUGACAUCACCAGAAAUAUGUAAAGAGAUGUCAAUAUUAUGUAGUAAAGCAUGCUCCUGUAACCUAAUGCAGAGGUGCCUUCUGAAUAGUCAUGCUUACCUCAUGGUUAAAAGCCACUCAUACCAAUAUUUUAUUCACUAAAGUUACGUUCAGCUAUAUGUAUCAUUUAUUUGUGUAAGGGAAUGGGAAAUAUGGGGAAAUUCUAUUUAUAGUACAAAAUAAAAAUGCAGUGGUUUAAAUCAGUUUAUUUUUAAAUCAAUUUAUUUUUAAAUUGAUGCCUGCCUUUUGAUCUAAUGCCUUAAAGGAAAGGAACCCAAAUUUCAGAAUCAAAGGCAAACUUUCACCCAACACUUACAUUUAUUUAAGAAAUGUGCAUAUUAAUGUUGUACCUAUAUCUUUGGAAAAAACACAAAUUGCUUGUUGGUAAGUUUACUAGCAAGAAAGGCCUGCAGCUGAUCAUUAGCAUGUUGUCCUGACCCUUGCAGCUACUGGAAAAGGUGAAUUACAGGCCAAUUUUGCUUUUGGGUUAGAGUUUCGGAAUUUCUGCCUUACCAUCCAGCUCUGCUAUGAAAAAAGGAUACUAAAGAGAGCACCUGUGGGGCUCCAUGUUUAUUGCAUCAUGGGAUUUCUUGAUCCCGUGUGCUCAGUUUACAAAUGGAAGAGCUUUUCCUGCAAUCUCAGUUUAGGAGCUGAAAGGCAAGCUGGGUUUUUCCCACCUCACAUAUCCUCCUGGGUAGUACAGGUUCUGCAGGCCAAAUGCUGCCUUUAGUGAUACCCACGGGGAUGUGAUCUUAAUAACGUCCUGAGUGCCACCUGUGCAAUGCCAUCGCCGUUAAGAAACUUACACAGGUGUAACUGAUUGGAACCUGGUACACAGUUCUGCUCACUUUCCUGGAGCUCUGCUGACUCUACUGUGCAGGGCUAAGAACACUAAAAAUGUAUUUUACACCUAACCCUGCUCCCACUAAAGUCAAUAAGAGAGUUUUGCCAUUGACAGUGACAGGAGCUCGAUUGGGCCUUAGAUCACCAUUAUUAAGCUAAAAGGAUGGUCCCUCCCAGCAGAUGUAACACACACAGGAAUAGGUCUGUUGAGUAAGAAGAUGUCAUUCUACUACAAUGGCAAUUUAAGAGUUACAGCCGUAUUUUAAAAGGACUUGGUCAUUUAUAAAACAUCGGCUAAAAUGCAUACUAAUAAUUAGUCACCCAGUGAGUGGUUAGAGACAGCAAUACAGUCACGAAGAUGAUCUUCCAGUCAAAUUACAUUGGAAGUGAAGAGACUGAAAAGAGCAUUUUGGAAACUUUGAAACAAAUUUAUUCAAUUCCUCUGUACAAGAUCGACAGUUUUCACACCACCCCCAUCAUUGUCAUCGAGACAGUCCCAACCCAACACUCACAACAAAAAAAGUAAAUCGCAGCUCUUACACACAACAGAAACUGCCAUACUAAGUAAGUGCCGGUGGGAGGCUCGCCCCCCACCAUAAAGAAAACAGCUAACAUUGCCUAGUCAAGACAGAGAUCCCAGAUGCUCUGCUCCCCAGGGCUUGUGAUCUCAUUCCGUAUUUCUGCCUUGCCACGGCGGUUUAAUUCAUUCACUCGUUCAUUACAGCAUGUAAAGAAAAUAAAUCCCACAGAAUUUCCACCGAAUAAACAUUUCCCUGAGGCAAAGGCUUUGCUAAAUUCCUAAAACAAGGGCAUUCUGCUCCAGCUGCGACGCACAAACGUGCUUCCCAGCAGAAACACCAAAGUGAAAGCAAAGAGAGGGAGUGGAACCAGUACCUUGGGUUGCUCAUUAAGGGCUAGGAUCCUGUCAGGUGUUUGAAUGCCCUUUCAGCUGCCACUGGCUUCAGUGGAAGUUGAAGGUGCUUGAUACCUUUCAGGAUUAGGUCCUAAAUGGGAACCAUGCAACAUCCACUGCUCAGAGUCCAUCGAUAACUGCUGUACUCUAUCUUAGUAACGCAAAUUCUGUCUUUGGCUCUUUUGCUACAACUUAGAAAUAUUUUCUUUUUUUUGUAAACAAAUUUUAACUCUGAGCUGCAUUUUUAAAGAAAAAUAUGAACAGUGAAGUGAUCUUGAGAAGUCCUUUAUCAGAUCCACUUCCAAACAUGUCUCUUGGGUCUUACUAACA